Molecule: messenger RNA, 804 nt
Organism: Paramecium pentaurelia
Lineage: Eukaryota; Ciliophora; Oligohymenophorea; Peniculida; Parameciidae
Source: the annotation of a GenBank genome assembly
AUGUGCAUUCAUUUUAAUGAUAGAUCAACUUAGAGUCGAAUUUGGUUGUAGCUUGGAAAAUAUUUAAUUUUUGAUUGUGAAUUGUGUAGAAAUUCAAAAAAGUUAGAAAAAUUUUAAUUUUGUGGAAAAUUUUCUGUUCUUUAUUUAUCAGUAUAAGAAUUCAAUUUUCAUUUGCAAAGUAAACUUAUUAGAUUAUAGGAAUAAUCAAAUUACAUCCAAUGUGAAAAAUGCAAAUAAAUAUUUCACUUGAAUAAAAAAGGCAAUAAUAUAUUUGUUUCCAAAUUUAUAUGUAUUCAUUAAAAGGGAAUAAUUAACUAAUGCAAAUAUUGUAGAAAAUUAAUCUAGAAAAAAUAAUAUCAAAGAUGUAAGAAAUGUUAACUCCUACUUUUCUUUUUUGAUGAAUCUAGACAAGUUAAAUGUCCAAACUGUGGUAUUGUAUAUUGUGAAUGUUGUAAGGAAGAAUAUUAACUGUUUUCAUAAAAAUUUUGCAGAUGUAAAUUAGUUAAAUCCUCUAGAAAUCUAAUCCUUUUUUAAUUUUUAUUUUUUCUGUUUAUUGGUUUAAUAAUAUUGGUUUUUAUUGGCUCUUAUUAUUUGGAAAAUUCUGAAUUUUAUUAAUCUAUUGUAUGUACAAUAAAAGAUGGAUAUUCAAAUAUAAAUUGCACUUUAGAUUAAUUUUAUAUAGACACUUUAAAAUAAUUUUUAUUGUUUAUUAUCUUAAUCUUUAUCAUUACAUUAAUGUCAAUUUUAUUUGAGAAUAUUCCAUAUAUUCUAAAACUAUAAAAUAGAAUAUAAAGUGCUAGAUGA